Messenger RNA from Sardina pilchardus (European sardine), 4546 nucleotides. It is a transcript of the gene fa2h, whose product is annotated as fatty acid 2-hydroxylase. The coding region runs from base 435 to 1547 and encodes 370 amino acids. Gene Ontology annotation, molecular function: heme binding; fatty acid 2-hydroxylase activity; iron ion binding. NCBI's taxonomy places the organism in Eukaryota, Metazoa, Chordata, Actinopteri, Clupeiformes, Clupeidae. Gene Ontology annotation, biological process: fatty acid metabolic process; lipid biosynthetic process. Gene Ontology annotation, cellular component: membrane; endoplasmic reticulum. The record is from RefSeq and is a predicted model, not a curated record. The transcript is spliced from 7 exons.
UUGUUUCAACAUUGGCAAUUGUUUUAAUUGCGCUCACUUAGCCUGCGCAGGAAAUUAAACUCAAGAAGAAACGCAACGCAUCACUGAAAUAAGGAAGUUCGCUCGGUUGUUGCUUUGCAUUUAUUUGAUUAGAUAUAGGCCGAAAAAGUCAAGUUCUAGGCCACGUUUUAAAACGACCAAUCGGAACUGUGUAUGAGAGUUCAUCCUUUCUGAACCGCAACAGGUGCAUCCACCCAACCACCCAUCUGGACUUGGACUGGGGAAAAGCUUCCUCAUCAAUCAUUAAUGAGAUGCUAAUGAUCGCGGAGCGGAGUCCAGCCGACUAGAGGGUGUGUACUGGGGGAGUUGGUUUGCGGAAGGUGAAGGCCUCUGACAAUUGGGACUUUCGUCAUAUGAAAUAAGAUCACUUUUCGGACGUGCGAAGGACCACAGACAUGUCCCCAUCCGUGUCCCCUCGUUUUUUCUCGAUGAAGGAGGUCUCACGGCACUCCACUAAGGACUCAUGUUGGGUUCUGCUGGGGACACGGGUUUACGAUGUGACGGGCUUCCUAAGAAUGCAUCCCGGUGGCGAGGCGCUCAUCCUGCGUCGCACCGGGACGGACAUCAGCCAACAGAUGGAUGGACCCCCUCACCGGCAUUCAGACAACGCUCGGCGGUGGAUGGAGCAAUACUACAUCGGGGAACUUGACAAGGAUGGUGAUGGUGAUGACACACAGGCUCUCAGGCAGAGGAGGAAAGCCAAAGAGACCCCAGUGGAGGAGGAGCCAACAGGAAUCAGCAAAUGCAGCAAAGUGGACCUGGAGACGGAUCUGGUGGACUGGAAUAAGCCCCUGGCGUGGCAGGUGGGAUAUCUGGGAGAGAAGUAUGACGCGUGGGUACACCAGCCUGUGGACAGGCCCAUUCGCCUGUUUGAGUCAGAGUUCUUCGAGUCCAGAACCAAGACCUCAUGGUAUAUGGUCCCAUUGGUCUGGAUCCCACUGGUCAUCUACAUGACGUGGUACAGUUGGGGUCUUCUGAGCCAGGAGAAAACCAAACUGCACAUCACUUCAAAUUUCUCCAUCCUGCUGCACAAGUACAGUUUCCCCGUCAUCUUCGUGCUGGGGAUGUUCCUGUGGUCCUUCAUGGAGUACUGCAUCCACCGCUUCGUGUUCCACAUGCGCCCGCCCGCCCACAACUACUAUCUCAUCAUGAUCCACUUCCUGCUCCACGGACAACACCACAAGUCUCCAUUUGAUGGGUCACGUCUGGUGUUCCCUCCUGGUCUGGCGUCGGUCGUGGUGGGGGCGUUCUACCUGCUCCUGCGGACCUUGUUCUGCGAGGGGUUGGCGGUGUCUCUGUUUGUGGGGGGCCUGUUUGGGUACGUGGUCUACGACAUGAUCCAUUACUACCUGCAUUACGGAUCCCCACGCAAGGACUCCUACUUGUACGGUCUCAAGGCAUACCAUGUCAAGCACCACUUUGAACACCAAACAUCAGGGUUUGGAAUCACUACCACAUUCUGGGACCACCCGUUCAACACAGUCAUCCCAUCUGAAGAGGCCUUCUAAGGAGAAGACACACACACACACACACACACACUCACACACACACACACACACACACACACACACACACACACACACACACACACACACACACACACACACACACACACACACACACACACACACACACCCGCCCACUUGCUCUAUGCAUCCUACCUCCCUUCCUGCUUUGCUGCGGCUGCAUUCUUACAGUAAUUCUCAGUGAGGGAUAUGUCAGCCGGCCAAUCACAUGAAUGGGGCGGUGGCUUGGAGAGUGUCGUUUCCUGUUUGUAUUUAACUGAUUUUGGAUACUGUAAUGGACAAAUGUUUUUUAAAAAGAUGAAUGUUUUAUGUAUGAGAAUAUUUCUAGCGCCACCAAAUGAACUCAUCUUAUCUUUUUCCAUUUACCUAUGGAUUGAGAUGUUAUGUGUGUGUGUGUGUGUGUGUCUACAUGUAUGUGUGUUUUGUCUAUGUAUGUGUGAGGGAGAGUUUUAGUCAGUGUAUAUCAGAUAAAUUUGGAUAUAUGCUUGAAUAUGGAUGUGAAUGUAAAUGUGAAUGUCAGUGUGAUUUCAAGAGAGUUGGUACACAGUGUGUGUGCCUGUGUGUGUGCGCGUGUAUGUGUGUGUGUAUGUGUGUGUGUCUAUCUGUCUGUCUGUCUGUCUGUCUGUCUGUCUGUCUGUCUGUGUGUGUGUGUGUGUGUGUGUGUGUGUGUGUGUGUGUGUGUGUGUGUGUGUGUGUGUGUGUGUGUGUGUGUGUGUGUGUGUCAACACGUAAGACAAAAGCAGGUAUUUGGAAGUGUGAGAGGGAGUGUGAAAGUGGAAUGAGAGAGGUCCUGUCAUCAGAGAAACAGGAGGAGAGUUGGGUUCUGAAGCUGGUCUAUGGAGAGGUCUUCUGUCGUCCUGUAUUUCCUGUUGGAAAAUUAUCCAGAAAAGAAAGAAAGAUGAAAUAAAAAAAAAUUACUAACCUUUGUGAUUAAAUGGAUGCAAAAUGGCUCCUCUUCAGAACCCUUUUUAAUGAAUAGAGGAAAAUUGAUUGAGACAGCUGUUCAGGAGAUAUUUAUAGAGACUUCUCCUAAAUUUCUCGUUUCAAUGGUGAAGCUGGUAGGACCUUUUUGACAUUGGCACUCCGUCUGAAAAGAUGUUUUUAAAAUAUAAACACCGUCAUUAAUUUUUGCUGGGAUGUGUCUUGUGUCUAUACACAUAUCUCUUUAUGCUGUUGGGCCUUGAGUUGUUGUAAUUUAGUAGUUUCCCGGUCAACUUUGAGGUAAUGGUCCAUUAAUUGCAUGAAGUGUCUCAGAAACCAACCCUGUCAAGAGCAGAAAUGUAUUCAGAAAUGUCCCCAGGCGGUGGUUACAUUUUAAAAUCUCUUCAGCGUGAGGUGCUUGCCUCCUGCGUCUGUAUUCUGGGAGCAGCUGAGCUCACUCCAGAGCCUCCCUCACACUUCCUGAGAGUGUGCUGCCCCCUGUAGGCCUGCUUAAACAGUGCACUCUCAGUCUCCUGUGCUGCUGUUGCUGUUGCAUUGACUUCCUCCCCUAAUCAGACUCGGCACUGAGCUAUAGCUUUUUCCAUUGGCAAGACAUUACUUUAGAUGUUUGAAAAUGAACGUUAUAGGUGAGAGGGCACGUUAUCAGAUUUACACAAGCCCUGCACACACACAAGCGCGCGCGCACACACACACACACACAAACACAUACUCACGCAGUUAGGCACAAUUAGAUUAUUACCAUGUGAGUGAAGAUAUUUAAAUGUACAAUGUACAUUUACAGUGUGUGUGUGUGUGUGUGUGUGUGUGUGUGUGUGUGUGUUGUCAGGACCCUUGGCACUGAGGAUAUGAUGCGAGGGCUUGGGCCUCUUCUUUAGUAACUUCUGCCUCUGCUUGCUUUUUUAUCAGCAUGAAGGUAGACAAACAUCUCUUAAGCCGGAUGGACAAGUGUUAAUGUGUGUGUGUGUGUGUGUGUGUGUGCGUGCGUGUGUAUGUGACUGUGUGACUGUGUCCUGUGCAGCCUCUGGAUGACGAUGCUCAGUGAAGAUGCAUCUGACGGGGCUACGGGAGAGGUUGUUUGCAAGCCCCGCUGAUUCCUCAUUCAGCUUUCAGCCCUUAGUCUGACAUGCGCACGCACACACACACACACACACACACACACUCACACACACGCUCUUUUUCACUCACACAUACUUUUCACAUGUCCCUCCAAAGCCUGUUGAAUUCCAUCUGUGGGAAGAUUGUUGGAGCAUUCAUGCCCUGGGGAGGUAUUAGCGCACAUGCUAACUCAGUCAGUCGUGGUAAAGGUCGUUGAAGUACACCCGACCCGUCAUGCUAGCACAUGACUCUGCCAUGGCUGUUCUAGCUCACUGGAGAGUAAACACAAGUACGAGCGCAGGUAGCGCCAGUGUUGUUGUUGUGUGUGUGUCUCAUAACUAGCAGGAUGUUAUCUGUGGUGAUCUGUGGUUAUCUUUGGUGAAACAUCACUGUGGUGGAACAGUGACAAGAGAGAACAUCCUUUGUCAAAAAAGUAUGCUCAAAAUACUUGGUCCUCUUCCCCCUUGCGAGGAGCUGGUUUUGAAGAGUUGUGUGUGGUCAUGGUAGUGUGACACAAACAACACUCAGCAUAGGGCUUUGUACAAAGCCUGUUUCGUGUGUGUGUGUAUACAUGUGUGCAUGGUGUGUGUGUGUGUGUGUGUGUGUGUGUGUGUAUGAAUGGCAGUGUGAGAAGACAGAGGUGUAUGAGAGAGUUAUGUUUUUGUUUAAUUAAAAGUUUAAUGAAAGCCUCCUAAUGUCCAGUGGGAACUCCACCUGUUUCAGGGCAAGCAGUGGAGGCGGCCACAUGUUGUUUGUUUGUAUAUUUAUGAAAAAUGUUUAAAAGCUUUAAUUCAACAGCAAGAAAUUGUCAACAUAAAAGGCUUAUUAUUAACUUAAAUCUGUUUACUUAUAUUUGUAAUGUUUAGAUUCAUAAAAUGUCUAUGCAAAUGUAUGUGUAAAUAAAAUGUGUAUAUAUACAGUAUAUGCACUAUUUUUUGUCAGUG